AUGGAAGUUUUAGCGCUAUCGUCACUCAAGGCACACGCCGCAUACCUCGUAAUUGCCGUGGUGAUUCUUCGUCUAAUCACCAAUCGCUUUCGUAGGGGACUUGCAGGCAUUCCCGGCCCUGCAAUCGCCAAAUGGACUCGUCUCUGGAAGUUACAAAGUGUGUGGAAAGGCGAUCACCACAAUACAGCCAUUGACCUGCAUCGCAAGCAUGGACCGCUGGUCCGCAUUGGUCCGAAGCACAUAUCUGUUGGAGAUCCUAGUGCUAUUCCGAUCAUCUACGGUCUCAACAAGGGGUUCACAAAGUGCAUAUCAUGGGACAAAAAGCCGCAGAUGAACCUCUUCUCCACGCGCGACGAGAUGUUCCAUCGUGAGCAGAAGCGGCCAGUGGCAAACGCCUACAGUAUGACUUCGCUGCUCGAGCUCGAAUCCGCAGUGGACUCCUGCACCGAGAUAUUCGUCAAUCAGCUGGCGAGAUUUGCGAAUAGCAAAAGACCAGUCGACCUGGGAAUGUGGCUGCAAUACUACGCCUUUGACGUGGUCGGGGAAUUCACCUUUGCCAAGAAACUCGGCUUUCUGCAGGAGGGAAAGGACGUCGACGGCAUGAUUGAAGCGAUUCAGGGAAUGCUCGUUUAUGCUAGCGUGUGUGGCCAGAUCCCCGAGGCUCACCCGCUGCUACUGGGAAAUCCGCUUUUCCCGCUGUUCAUGCCCAGCAUGGAGACAUGGAAUCAGGUCUUGAAUUUCACGCUCAAGGCCAUCAAUUCGCGAGCAUCGCUGCAGCGAGACGACACCACUGCCAUUGCUCUACGAGCCGUCUUCUACCUCCUCCUUCGCAAUCCGUCGGCCAUGGCGAAGCUAAACGCUGAGAUCGACAAUGCCGACCAAGAGGGAAAACUAAGCAACCCGAUUUCCUACCGAGAAUCCAUGAACCACCUGCCUUAUCUGCAGGCAGUUCUCAAGGAGGCAAUGCGACUACAUCCAUCCGUCGGGUUGAUCCUCGAGCGUGAGGUGCCCAAAGGCGGCAUCACCAUCUGUGACAGGCAUAUCCCCGGUGGAACCGUGGUAGGCAUCAAUGCAUGGGUUCUCCACAGGGAUGCUCGGGUCUUCCCGGACCCUAACAAGUUCAUUCCCGAGCGGUGGAUCGACAGCGACCCACAGCUGUUGAAAAAGAUGGAACAGGGUUUCUUUGCGUUUGGUGCGGGGUCCCGGACUUGCAUUGGCAAGAACAUCUCGCUUAUUGAGAUGCAUAAGAUUAUCCCGCAGCUGUUGCGGGAGUUUGAGAUUCGACUGCACAGCCCAGAGAAGGAGUGGAAGACAAAGAAUGUAUGGUUUGUGCAGCAGGAGGGAUUGAUAUGUGACCUUGUACGCAGGAGAAAGUGA
This is a messenger RNA of Aspergillus viridinutans, 1377 nucleotides long. RefSeq names its product cytochrome P450. NCBI's taxonomy places the organism in Eukaryota, Fungi, Ascomycota, Eurotiomycetes, Eurotiales, Aspergillaceae. Gene Ontology annotation, molecular function: oxidoreductase activity, acting on paired donors, with incorporation or reduction of molecular oxygen; iron ion binding; monooxygenase activity. The transcript has 3 exons. The record is from RefSeq and is a predicted model, not a curated record. The coding region runs from base 1 to 1377 and encodes 458 amino acids.